This is a messenger RNA of Fibroporia radiculosa, 2529 nucleotides long. RefSeq lists its product as uncharacterized. The transcript has 7 exons. The coding region runs from base 1 to 2529 and encodes 842 amino acids. Lineage: Eukaryota; Fungi; Basidiomycota; Agaricomycetes; Polyporales; Fibroporiaceae. The record is from RefSeq and is a predicted model, not a curated record.
AUGUCCCCCCAUGAAGAACAUAUUUCACCUGAGGGAAUCGACGAAUACAAUCCGCCAGCGCCCGCAGCAUCUGAAUCAUUUUCCCUGGAGGGAGUGCCUUCUGGGCUUUCUACCGAUGACUAUCUGGAUCAGGGGGAAGUCCUCAAAGUAAUCUACGCUGUCGCCGCCCGUGAACGGGACAAUGAAGACUUGGAGCGCGUAUGGAACAAUAUGCCAUCUUCGACGGUGGAGCUGAAAGAGUUACAGAAAAUGUCGGAGCGCAACUCCGAGAAAGAUGCCGCAAAGGCAAUGGAUCUCCUUCGAUUCAAGGCUACCCUUAAUAUCAGUGAAGACCUCGUCUAUGUUGGAGAGGAUCGUCAAAAAUUAGAAUGGCAAGCGAAAGACCAUUUCGUCGAUUUUCUAAUGUGUGUGUCUCGUGAGACCGGUUUAGAUGCAUGUAUACCGAACUGCCCCACGGAUCACACGUUCGUGAUGCAAGUUGAUUUGCAGCAGCGAUAUCGCAACUUCAAAGCGAAGCAUGGCGAGUUAGGCUUCCAGAGUGAUGGGCGAAUGCUGUAUAUUGGCACAACGCUGAGCUCUGAUGUUUGGAUCGCAUUCGCUCCAAACGGUGCCCUUGCUGGGGACCCCGAUUCUGAUGCUCCUUUCCACGCUCCCAAAAAAGACUCUCGCCUUACCUCCUCGCGUUCAAAGGCCUUUCUACUAUUCUUCGCAACGUUACUAGAGGAAAUACAGUACGGCAACAUCUACGUCAAACCUGCCUUUCCAUAUGGGCCUAGGAAUGAUUUUGAGUGGGAGUUGCGCGAGGCUACAAAUGUUUUGGAGCAUGGUCACAUCAACUUGAAUGUGCAGCAGCUUAAACAAAUCAGCAAACUGUUUAAGACGUGGGGGGACUGGGUUGCUGCCGCACCGAAUCACUAUCGUCAAGAUCCUUUCUUUCGUACUCAUUCUCCUAUUUCUGUUACGUGCCGAUAUGGGCAGAAUCAACCAAUAUGCGUUCCCCGUCAAAGUGCUUAUGAAGCGAGCAUCUGGGACCGGGAAAGGGACUACUCCAAGAUUCGCUUCGUCAGUAUGGCCAUUGCCACUCAUUUAUCACCUCGCGAAGUCGAAUCAUAUGAGCCAAUUCCUGACCAGGAAAUACUGCGUCGACACGGUGAGGUUUUUGCAACCGACGAUGUCAGUCCCCACGACGAGCCCCUGGACCUCCCCAAUUAUCCACUUCAUGAUGACAAUGAUCGCAUCCUUCCUAUCUAUACACAGGACGGCUUGUUGGUUCCACGACAAAGAGCCGUGUUUCGCAACCAACCUGCCUGCGCUCCUCUUCUUGAUCUCUCUCUGGCUCCUGAGCUAUUCAACCAUGGACCAAACCGCCGACGGCGAAGACGAUCGCCCUUCUCUGAAGGAGAUAAUUCUGAUGACUCCGACGUCAACUUACAGGAUGCGUCGAUUCGCGUGCAGGUAUACCCUCAAGCUCUUCUGAUGAGAUAUGGCAAUCUCCAGGCGGAUAGCAUGUCGCCUCUUUAUGAUCCAUUUAUUUCGGAUAUGGAACGUUCCAUCCGAGCUCACAUACCGCCGCCCAGAGGAGAUGAAUCAAGCUCUGAUGACGACGAUUUCUACGACCCUGACUACAGUGAUCGUAUGGACGAUCCCCGUCGGCGACAUGGUGGCACAGGGCCAAUCAUCAUUCCGCAGGCUUCGCAAAUCUACAACGAGAUAUCCCAUCGUAGCCGUCCUACAGCAGGCCAGCAAGAUACUUGUACUGGGGAACUUAGUCAAGCUGCCACGGGUGCAUGGGCAAAGUCGGUGGCUGAUAAACUAUCCCAAUCCAGGUUGCUUGAACGCCAACGCUAUGAUUUACCACAUCAACGGUUUGCUGACAAGAUUCAGCACGAUGACUGUCCUAGAGCUUUGCGGGUUGAGAACGUGUUCACGAUAGAUCUGGACAACAUGCCUCAAGAUGUACGCAAUGGACGCUUCAUAUAUAACAAGAUCGUUAACCCCAUGGUGUUAGCUACCAUUCACCCAGACGUAGCCGAGCCGAUACUGCGCACGACUCUUGUAUUCCGCCCCAAGGUCUUUCCAUCUGUUUAUACAUGGACCAGUUAUCCUAUCACCGCCGCGCUUCAACGCCAAUGGGAGUAUAUUGCUCCUGAUCUUGAGAAGAGUCAACGGCCGAAUCAGAUUGCAAUUGAGAUCCUUUCCGUCUUGGAGCGCUGUUUAGCGUAUGCUCACACAGGAAACGCUCGAGUUCUUGCAACGAAACUCAUGACUCCUCUGCUCCUCACUCGAUCUCUGCUUGAAUGUGGUUUGCCUUGCUUGAAUCCCUCUCUUGUUCAGGUGUCUAGUAGGGCUUCUCCACCCUUGCGAAUUGCGGAAAAUCGAUAUCCAAUCGAGCUUGAAACUAUUGUGAUGCCUGCCCUGGCCUCAACCCGUGCUUGUACUCUUACUUGGGGACGUGAAGUUGCGUCGCUGUGCCUAUUGGCACAGUCGUGCAAAUCGGCAUCACUGUGCCUAUUGGCACAGUCGUGCUAA